Messenger RNA from Vidua macroura (Pin-tailed whydah), 1263 nucleotides. It is a transcript of the gene NPY4R2, whose product is annotated as neuropeptide Y receptor Y4-2. Gene Ontology annotation, cellular component: plasma membrane; neuron projection. The transcript has a single exon. The record is from RefSeq and is a predicted model, not a curated record. Gene Ontology annotation, biological process: G protein-coupled receptor signaling pathway. Lineage: Eukaryota; Metazoa; Chordata; Aves; Passeriformes; Viduidae. Bases 1 to 1134 code for a protein of 377 amino acids. Gene Ontology annotation, molecular function: neuropeptide binding; pancreatic polypeptide receptor activity.
AUGAAUAAGACAAGGGCUGUUAAUGAUGUUUUUCAUUUCCUGAUCAACAAGAACUGGAGCUCAAGCCGAAGCUUUCCUAUGAACAUUUCUAAUCAGUGCAUGAACAUCACUGACCUUACUGUCUUUCUGGCCACCUCUUACAGCUUGGAGACUGUUCUGGGCAUUGUGGGAAACAUCUGUCUGAUUGCUGUCAUUGCCAGGCAGAAGGAAAAGGCAAAUGUCACCAAUAUCCUAAUUUCCAACUUAAUAAUUUCAGACUUGUUUAUGUGUCUUGUCUGCCUGCCUUUCACUGUUGUUUACACCAUGAUGGACUACUGGAUAUUUGGAGAAGUCAUGUGCAAAAUGACCUCUUUCACUCAGUGCACAACUGUGACAGUGUCAAUCCUUUCCCUUGUCCUUAUUGCUCUGGAAAGACACCAGCUCAUCAUAAACCCGACUGGCUGGAGGCCAAAUACCUCCCAAGCCUACCUAGGAAUUGGAGUGAUUUGGACUUUAGCAUGUCUCAUGUCCCUACCCUUUUUGACCACAUCCAUCUUGUCUAAUGAGUUGUAUGAGCAGCUCUCACACUUCAUGAAUUUUUCCACUGAUAAGGCAAUAUGUAUCAACUCGUGGCCUUCUGAGCAGCACAAACUUAUCUACACUACCACUUUACUGCUCUUGCAAUAUUGCAUCCCUCUGUUCUUCAUUAUCCUUUGCUACCUGCGUAUCUACUUACGCCUGCAGAAGAGAAAGGACAUGUUUGAGAAGAGUGAGUACAGCAACCGAGCAGUCCAGCUGAGAAGGAUAAACAUUUUGCUAGCAUCCAUGGUUGCUGCUUUUGCUGUUUGCUGGCUACCACUGCAUGUUUUCAACACCAUUGUGGACUGGAAUUACAAAAUCAUUUCGCCUUGCCACCACAACCUGAUCUUCUCAUUGUGCCACUUGGUAGCUAUGGCUUCUACCUGUGUCAACCCUGUUAUCUAUGGUUUCCUAAACAGCAACUUCAAAAAAGAAGUGAAGUCACUGAUUCUGAGCUGCCAGCAUAAUUCAGUAACUGCCUCAAUGGAAGAAUAUGAUCAUUUGCCUUUAUCCACCAUGCAGACUGAAAUUUCCAAGGGGUCACUGACGUUGAACUGCAGGCACAAUUCUAUCUAAUGAGCAGAAAACAUUUCAGAAGGGUGCACUGACACCACACACCAAUUAUUACCUGUGGGUAUAUAAAGCAACUGGUGAUGCCACAGCUGGGAUGUGAACAGGAAGCCAUCACUACCUGAUUUUUGGAAG